This is a messenger RNA of Gekko japonicus, 949 nucleotides long. It is a transcript of the gene ERMN, whose product is annotated as ermin. The record is from RefSeq and is a predicted model, not a curated record. Gene Ontology annotation, molecular function: actin filament binding. NCBI's taxonomy places the organism in Eukaryota, Metazoa, Chordata, Lepidosauria, Squamata, Gekkonidae. The coding region runs from base 169 to 888 and encodes 239 amino acids. Gene Ontology annotation, cellular component: neuronal cell body; filopodium; paranode region of axon. The transcript is spliced from 2 exons. Gene Ontology annotation, biological process: morphogenesis of a branching structure; regulation of cell projection organization; actin filament organization.
CUCUGCAAACACUUUGAGGAGAAGGGAAUCUUGUUCUAUGUUCAAGAGCAGUUUUUUAAAGAAAGAAGCAGUGACAAAUGGUCAGUCGGGACUGAUUUUGGCAGUGGUUAUAGGACUGUUACUGGGACAUACGUUUCCACAAGCAACUGGUUGGAUACUACAGGAAUCAUGACAGAAGACGUUCAAGUUCGACCAGGCGUACCAGAGUAUAAUCGGAAUAUGCCCUCCGAGAAACCACAACUCCAGGUCAUUGAUAUCAUCGAUCAAAUGGCAAAUUCUGUUGAGAUAUUUCCAUAUGAAAAUGAAGAGUUUAAUCCUGACUCUCUGCUUCUGCAAGCAGAGCAAGAAGGGGCUGAUCACUUAGUAGAAAACACAGCCUGUGGUGUUUCAAGUGGGGAGAAAGACUAUCAAGGUCUCUGUGAGGAGAACUAUGCUAUAAGUGCCAAAGCACAUGAAGGAAUUGAACAGGAGGAAGGGGACACACAGCAGCUUUGGGAGGAAAAGGCCUACGGCAGUAAUGAGACCAAGGAGGAUCAAGACGAAGCGCAGCUGCACGAACACAAGGAGCAAAUUGAAACUGAAACAUACCUAGAAGUGAAUGAGAAUGCAACGGCAGAAGAUUCUGAAGGGGCAGAAGGAGUCAUGCAGAAUGAAAAUAAUGGGGAGUCUCAUAAAAAAUGGCAGGAAACCAACAGCGAAGAAUGUCUUCCCAUCGAUCCCAGGAGUAACUCUCCUACGGAGAAACCAAAGGAGCAGCCAAGCUCCAUGAAAAAAAGCGAUAUUUCCCGGCACAGUUAUUCUCGAUACAAUACGAUAUCCUAUCGGAAGAUCCGCAAAGGAAACACGAAACAGAGAAUCGAUGAAUUUGAGUCCAUGAUGCAUUCAUGAACUGAAGCAGAGAAUCUGAUCAGCAUGUUGAGACUUCCCUCCAACCACUGGGACAAUUCUU